Molecule: messenger RNA, 519 nt
Organism: Mus pahari (shrew mouse)
Lineage: Eukaryota; Metazoa; Chordata; Mammalia; Rodentia; Muridae
Product: zinc finger protein 431-like
Exons: 4
Biological process (GO): regulation of DNA-templated transcription
Source: RefSeq, a predicted model, not a curated record
GAUGCAGUGACUUAUGAUGAUGUGCAUGUGAACUUCACUGGGGAAGAGUGGAAUUUGCUGGAUCCUUCCCAGAAGAGUCUCUACAAAGAUGUGAUGNUGGAGACCUAUUGGAACCUCACUGCUAUAGGGUACAAUUGGGAAGACCAUCAUAUUGAAGAACAAUAUCAAAGUUCUAGAAGACAUGAGAGGCCUGAAAGAAGUCAUAGAGGAGAGAAACCCUAUGAAUGUAAACAAUCAGAAUGUAAUCAAAGAAUACAUACUGGAGAGAAACCUUAUGAAUGUCGUCUAUAUGGUAAAGCCUUUGCAAUACCCAGUCAUCUCCAAAGUCAUAAAAGAAUACAUACUGGAGAGAGACCUUAUGUAUGUAAUCAGUGUGGUAAAGCCUUUUCAAGUCAUAGUGGUCUCCAUAGACAUAAGAUAAUACAUACUGGAGAGAAACCCUAUGAAUGUAAUCAAUGUGGUAAAGCCUUUUCAUGUCCCAGCCGGGGCCUACUGCGCAGUGUGAAGGAAAAGACAUGA